Closterium sp. Naga37s-1 is the source of this 5718-nucleotide messenger RNA. Lineage: Eukaryota; Viridiplantae; Streptophyta; Zygnematophyceae; Desmidiales; Closteriaceae. The record is from the annotation of a GenBank genome assembly.
AUGGAUGACCAGUACCAAGGGAUGCAUGAACAGUACCAAGGCAUGGAUGAACAGUGCCAGGCCGUGGGUGAAGAGCACAAAGCAGGAGAUGACCGGAAAGAACGGAAAGAAGGGCGCCUUGAGGAGGAAGCGGCUGGAUCUCUGAGGGAGAGGCUGAGGGAGAAGGAAGCAGCGAUGGAGGGUCUGCUGGCGAAACUCCAAGAGGCAGAGAAACAGCUGAGGUGCCUUCGCCAGCGAGAUUCACAUUCCGCUGCCACUGUUCCUGGCCAAGACAAGACCCAGAUGGAUAGCAAAGACAUUGAGAUUGAGCGUCUCACAGCCGAACUCCUGUUCAAAGAAGAGGAGAUGGACCAGGUUCGCAAGCAGCGAGAGGAGGAGGAGCAAAGGCGACAGGCAGCAGAGGCAGAAGCAAGGGCUUUAAAGGAGAAAAUGGCGAAGGGUGGGACAGAGAGGGAGCCACGUGUGCAGGAGGAUCGUGUCGAGAUUUUGGAGCAGCCAAAUGGAAAGGAUGUGAACGCAGGCAACACAGAAGAGCCACGCCGUUCUGCUGCUGCUGCUUCUGGAGCUGCUGCUGCUGGUAGUGGUGGUGGUGGUGGCAGUGGAGUUGCUGCUGCUGCUUGCGGUGGUGGUGGUGUGAGCAUGGGAGGGGGAUCGGAGAAUAGGCAGGAGGAGCAGAGGCUGGAAAGGAGAGGGGGUGAGGGGAAGCAAGCAAGUGGGAGGAAGCAGGGGAAUGAUGACAUGGCAUUGAUGGAAGCUGACAGGGAUGAUGCCGGCGCUGACUCAGCGCAUGACCACAGUGAGUCAGCACGCAGAUUCGAUGAGUCAAGAUCCAUGAUGCGUGACUCAGCAGAGCACAGCCGGUUUGUGGCAUCACAGCUGAUAGCGCACUGUCCUCAAGACUUUCUAUCCCUCGUUGCAACUCCCCCUGCUGCUCACUUCCCUCCUGCCCUGGGUGCAACACCCGUUGCCACUCAUCUAUUCAACACUCCCACAGAAAAGCCCACUCGUGUGGAGCACAGACCCAUUGCCUCAGGCUCAGGCCCACUACAGGUGCUGCAUUGUCGCACCCCCCCACACGCACAGACUCAUAGUCUAGGCACGGCACGUCUCCUUUUUUCUGCAGAUGAAGCAAGGGGAUCAGCGGUUUCUCUGGGACGGAGAGGUGGAGAGGAGGAUGUGCGGAGUGGGGGAGUGGGUGGGGAUGCCAUGUGCGCAAAUGUGCAGCAGCAACUGCAGAUCGGCUUCUCAAAUCUCCUGAUUGGCAUCGACUCGCCCCACCACUUCUUCUCCACGCUGCUGGAUUUCGCCUGCUCACCAGUGAUUCUAUCCCAGCCAUCUCGCCUGCAAGCGAAGCGGAUAGGAGAAGGAGCACAGGAGGGCAGAUCAGACCAAGCUGCACAAGUGCGGGUCCCACCAGUGCGUCAAGGGGUCCUGACUGAAAGGAGAUCGCUGGUGCAUGGUGAGGGUGGUGAGGGGGGGGAAUUCGAGACGGACACGGGUGAGCAGCAGGGCAUGUGGGUGAGGGAGUGGAGGCUCGUGAUGGCUGCUGCAUUUCCUACAAGCGUAGCAACUGAAUGGACUGAUCUAACCGUGGAAACAUUGAGACGGAAACUACUGACAGAAGCAGAUGCAGCAGCAGCAGCGGCAGCUCAGGCAGCAGCAGAAGCAGCAGCACCGGCAGCAGCAGGUGUGGCAGCGGGAAGCAUCAUAGCUUCAGCACUAGCAGCCAUUCAGAUUCUGGUUGCUUCUAGUGCCUCUCUCACAGACCGCCACGUGUCCUUCUCUCAUUUGCUGCCAAGGCUCCUGACGUUGCUGGCAGCGUGGGAAGCAGGAAGAGUGAAGGGUGAUAAUAACGAGAGAGUGAGGGUGGUAGGGGUGGUGAUGAAACUGAUCCUGCUGCUGCUCCUCCCGCUUCCAUCACAUUUCCUGGAUAAGCACAUUCUGCUACAGUCACCAAAUUCUGGGACAGUGAGUGAUGAUGAGCACUCAGCAGUGACAUCUGCUGCUGCUUUUGCUGGCCUGCUGCUAGACGUCCUGUGCUCCCUCUUACAGGCCACUGCUACUAUGCAAGUCCACCGCAGGACACAGGCACUUAGCAUGCAGACCCGAACUGUUUCAGGAGGAUUCAGCCAUCGUGAAGCUUCUUAUAAAGGGGACAGGGGGGGGUUGGCGAGAGGGUUCAAGGCUGCGUGUGAGGGGGAGAGGAGGGCCUUGAGACGGCUCAAAGGUUUUGGCACAUCUCUAAGGGGGGUGGGGGAAGGGUACGGGUGUGCGUGUGGAGUGAUAGAAGUGCUGGGGCUGCUGUGUGGCUGGGCUGCUGGGAAAGGGAUGGAGGAGGGGAGUGGUUUUAGUGGAGAGGAGGGGAGGAGUGGAAGUAGAGGGAGUGAGUGUGGGAGGAAGGAAGGCGAGGAGACGGGAGGUUUGCAGAGGGUGAAGCAAGAGGAGCAGAGACGGAUGCUGGAGCAGGGGGAAGGAAUUGGGCAGGACACAGCAGGACGGGUGAGAGCAGGAGGAGGGGUGACAGCAGGAGUUCAGGUGGAAGGGAUGGAUGUGGAGGGGGGGAGCGCUCUUGCUGCUACAGCGCGGGUGAGGGAGGUGGUUGAGGGAGUGGGGAUGGAUACAGCGGGGUUGGAGGGGGUAGGGGUGGACCCAGCGCACGUUCAGGUCGUUGGGGGCUUGAAGGAGCGGGAUGGGAAGCUGGCGGCGAGCAAGGGGGUUAACGAACUGGUCUCCCUCUCCUGUGCAGAAGGAGCGGGAUGGGAGCUGGCGGCGACCAAGGGAGUCUCACGGGGAGAGCUCUCCCUCUCUUGUGCAGAAGGAGCGGGAUGGGGAGCUGGCGAUGAGCAAGAAGGAACACGGGGAGAGCUCUCCCUCUCUUGGAGCGGGAGGAGCGCGUGGCAACAGCGUGAAGGUAAAGAAGAAGAGAACGCUCUCCUUCUCCUGGAGCGGGAUGAGGAGCAGCACGUGGCAACAGCGGGAGGAAGAAGAAUCACUCUCCUUGUCCUGGAGCGGGCGGAGGAGGAGCGCAGGCAACACCUGGAGCGGGCUGGGGAGGUACCACGCGGAGAGCUCUCCCUCUCUCUUGCAGAAGGAGCGGGACUCGGAGCUGACGGCGAGCAAGGGGGUGACGGAAUGCUGCGACGGCAGGCGCCUGCUCGUCGUGCCGUGGCCCACCAAGACCCACCAUGGCGUGGGCUCACAGGUGGGAGGAGGGUGCUAGGUGGGCUUGCAGGUGGGAGAGGCGUGCUAGGUGGGCUUGCAGGUGGGAGAGGCGUGCUAGGUGGGCUUGCAGGUGGGAGAGGCGUGCUAGGUGGGCUUGCAGGUGGGAGAGGCGUGCUAGGUGGGCUUGCAGGUGGGAGAGGCGUGCUAGGUGGGCUUGCAGGUGGGAGAGGCGUGCUAGGUGGGCUUGCAGGUGGGAGAGGCGUGCUAGGUGGGCUUGCAGGUGGGAGAGGCGUGCUAGGUGGGCUUGCAGGUGGGAGAGGCGUGCUAGGUGGGCUUGCAGGUGGGAGAGGCGUGCUAGGUGGGCUUGCAGGUGGGAGAGGCGUGCUAGGUGGGCUUGCAGGUGGGAGAGGCGUGCUAGGUGGGCUUGCAGGUGGGAGAGGCGUGCUAGGUGGGCUUGCAGGUGGGAGAGGCGUGCUAGGUGGGCUUGCAGGUGGGAGAGGCGUGCUAGGUGGGCUUGCAGGUGGGAGAGGCGUGCUAGGUGGGCUUGCAGGUGGGAGAGGCGUGCUAGGUGGGCUUGCAGGUGGGAGAGGCGUGCUAGGUGGGCUUGCAGGUGGGAGAGGCGUGCUAGGUGGGCUUGCAGGUGGGAGAGGCGUGCUAGGUGGGCUUGCAGGUGGGAGAGGCGUGCUAGGUGGGCUUGCAGGUGGGAGAGGCGUGCUAGGUGGGCUUGCAGGUGGGAGAGGCGUGCUUGGUGGGCUUGCAGGUGGGAGUGGGGGAGGGCGUGAUGUGAGACGCUUCAAAAGUUGGGAUCUGUGGGUGGGAGCACCAGCUGUUCCCCGGCAGCUGCGACGGCAGGCGUCUGCUCGUCGUGCCGUGGCCCACCAAGGCCCACCACGGCGUGGGCUCACAGCCACCAGCAUGGGCGGAGCGUGGGAUUGUUAUUUCUUCCCCAUAGUGAAUCCCGACUGUGAGCGCGUGGUCUCGGAUAUGAUCGCCAACAACACCAUGCCCUCCCUCUCUCUUCGGACAAGCACGGGCGGGGCGUGGGGUUGCUACUUCUUCCCCAUAGUGAACCCCGACUCCACCAAAACAGGCGGGGCGUGGGGUUGCUACUUCUUCCCCAUAGUGAAUCCCGACUGGCACAAUCCCCUCGCUGCCUCGGCCGACCCACCCACGUGCUCCCCCGCUCCCCCUCCCCUUCCUCCUUUCCCAGCCACAAGCACGGGCGGGGCGUGGGGUUGCUACUUCUUCCCCGUAGUGAAUCCCGACUCCACGGGCACGGGCGGGGCGUGGGGUUGCUACUUCUUCCACAUAGUGAAUCCCGACUGUGAACGUGUGGUCUCGGAUAUGACCGCCAGCAGCACCAUGCCCGCCCUCUCCUCCGACAAGACAGGGCACAAUCGCCUCGCUGCCUCGGCCGACCCACCCCCAUGCUCCCCCCACCCCCACGCUCCCCCCUUCCCUUUUCCAGCCACAGGCACGGGCGGGGCGUGGGGUUGCUACUUCUUCCCCGUAGUGAACCCCGACUGUGAGCGAGUAGUCUCGGAUAUGAUCGCCAGCAGCACCAUGCCCCCCAUGUCCUCCGACAAGACAGGGCACAAUCGCCUGGCUGCCUCGGCCGACCCUGUGGUGCAUCUCAACUCCAGCUGCGACAGCCAGAUGAAGUUUGAGGCCCGUGCUGCUAAGCUAUGGGGCGAUGCGUACGCGAGGGCUCCGAAUGUGGUGGAGUACAUGGGGGCGCAACCGCCUGUUGAGGACAAACACCCCAUGGUGCACUGGUGGCGAUCCCAGUCGACUCGCUUCAUGCUGCGCUGGUCCUCCCCGCACACGUGCCACCAAAUCAACAAGGAGCGACACACCGCCUACGGCCUCCACACCGCAUCCCACCUCUCUCACUACACCGAAAUUCAGUCCGAGAUCCUCCGGGCCGUUGCAGGCAACACCCAAAUCAUCGCAGGCAACGCAUCCGAAACACCCGAAUCCAAGAAGCUUUUCGAGAUUUCCGCCGGCCCUCCGGGUCCCAUCGAGGCCCAAGUGUGGUCCGUCCGGGGGUUCGCGGGGUGCAAUGAGACGUGCAUGGGUGCAGCGAAUGUGAAGGCGAUAAGGGAGACGUAUGCGGCGGUGGGAGGGGAGCCGUUUGUGAUGCGGCCGAUCGUGAGUGUGCGCGUGCGGCAGAGCGACAAGGGCACAGAGAUGCGCCUGUCUCCGCUCGCCACGCACAUGUUCUUUGUGCACCGGCUGCGGCGCCACGUGCCGGACUUGCGAUACGUGUGGCUCAACACAGAAAUGGAGUCUGUGGUAAAAGAAUCAGCCUUGUACGCUGACUGGAAGUUCCUCUACUCCUCCAACUCGCGCCAGCCCGUGGACUCCAGGACGAGUCGUGUCUAUGAGCUCACGCAGUCAGUUGCAGCAAGUUUCGCGAGCGUUAUCAUCGCGUCGCAGUGUGACUACUUUGUGGGUGCGCUCGGGUCUAACUGGAGCAGAUUGAUUAACGAGCUGCGCUCCACGAAUGGGAGGUUGCUCAGCGGCUUUUAUACAGUCAACAUGGGGGAUUGGUAG